Abrus precatorius (Indian licorice) is the source of this 1438-nucleotide messenger RNA. Its product is annotated as protein RALF-like 33. The transcript has a single exon. Bases 38 to 430 code for a protein of 130 amino acids. Lineage: Eukaryota; Viridiplantae; Streptophyta; Magnoliopsida; Fabales; Fabaceae. The record is from RefSeq and is a predicted model, not a curated record.
UUCCUCUUUGUGUGUUGCGUUGCUAACUCAAGUGAACAUGGGUGGCUCCAAAACGAGAACCAGUUUCAGUGGUUUCUUCUUGGUGUGUGCGAUCUUAGCCGUCCACGUGGCUCUCUCUUCAUCAGCCACCCUCGAUUUCGCCGGCGACCUCGACCUCGCCGCUUUCCUUCAACCUCUGAAGUCCGGCUGCCGCGGAUCCAUCGCCGAGUGCAGCUUGCUCGUCGGAGAAGACGACGACAACGAGUUUCUGAUGGACUCUGAGAGCAAUCGGCGCAUAUUAGCCGCAAGGAGGUACAUAAGCUACGGUGCGCUGAGGAAGAACACUGUCCCUUGCUCGCGACGCGGCGCUUCCUAUUACAAUUGCCGGCCCGGCGCUCAGGCCAACCCCUACAGGCGCGGAUGCAGUGCUAUCACCCGAUGCAGACGUUGAAAUUGAACUUUCCAUUUUAUUUUUUUAAUUUCAUUUUUUUAUAUAUUUUUGUAAUUGAUGAAAAUUGUUAUUGUUAUGCUACUACAUAUAUAUACAAGUAGAGAAGAGAAGAGGAGAAGAGAAGAGUAGAGAUGAAUAAAAUUCAAUUGCCGUUUGUGUUUGUGUUGGUGUUGUAAUUUAAUUUAAUCCUAGGUACGUACACAUAUUAUUAUUGAUUGUGUCAAAAAUACUAUCAUCGUAAUUUCUUAUUAUUAUUCUUGUCAUUCGUCGGUGGUUUCUGUUUUUUGCUUUAAUUUUAUAUUUUUGGUUGAAAAUGAAAGAGGAAAUUUGGCGGUAUUGUAGAUGGGCAGCGUUUGGUAGUUUUGGAAAGUAAUGUGAAGGGCAAUUAUUGAUGGUUUUAUUUGUGGCUUUUGGAUGAGGAGGGGAAUGGACAAUGGGAACUAAAAAUGUGCCUCUUUUUGGGAUUUUGCCUUUUGGAUAUGUGGCUUGAGAGAGAAGGGGGCUGGCAUAUGUCUGGUACCUCCCUUCCUUUUCUUUCUUCACAUUUUGUUGAAAUUGAGGAAUAUGUCCGGCUGGACCGUGCACCUUUGUUUAUGCUCCCAAUUUUAUAAAUCACAAUCACCGCAAUAAUGUUAGCAAAUCUACUAUUUAUCCAUAUGUUCCCAUAGAAAUAGUAGAAAACUAAGGUCUUUUUUAUCAUCAAAAAAGAAAACCAAAAGCCAUGGGUCACUUUCUCCCCCCUUUUCAUUCUAAACGAAAAGGAAAAAAAAAAGUGGGGAACAAAUACGGUGGGUGUACCUCUUUCUUUUUGUUGAUUUAGAGUACUCCAGACGAGAUUAUUGCUCCCAUGUGAAUUUUGUUUAUAGGUGGUAUCAAAUGCGAUUAGUACAAUUUUAAAACGCAAACGGCUUUUUUUUUCCCAUGCCGCUGAUAGCGUAGCUAUCUAUUUCCCAUGCUUUUUAUAUUGCAAUCUUGACUUUCCAUAAAUAAAUUUAAUAAAAAGCUAGU